CUAAUUGCGUUAACUAGCAUAAGUACGGUAAGCCAUUGCGUGUGGCGGUGGAACAGAUGCUAAUGUGUGGCUAAAACUGUGUAGGGGUUGUAAUUGCUUUUUUAUUCAGCGGAUAGAGCCUGCGUGCGUGAGCAGGAAUUUUGUGCGAAUUGUUGCUGUAAUUACUGAUGUAGUUGUAAUCCGGUUGGAUGUGCUGUGUGUGUUAGAUUAGAUGACGAGCAGAUUUGUUGGGUAGUUUGUUUGUAUACAUUCGGUGACGUCACGCUUGAGGAUGAGUACGGAGAGCCAGCCUUUACAGAAGGAGGAGAAGUCUUCACAGACUUUUAUCCUCGCUAAUAUAAAGCUGAUAGCUCGUUCUCUCGGACUUAUAACCGUUGCCGUGAUGUGGAUCGCAACAGUCCUCAUUAUCAAAGACCAUAGCAAGAGCUAUGUUGGAUAUUACCUCAUAGGUGCUUCGACACUGGUCACAUUUUUUGAGCUGACCUGGAUAAUGGACAAGUCAGUCUGUUGUGUGAGACAGGGCUGCUGUUGCCGCAUCUGGUCGGCCAUCAUGUGGGUGGACAACUGGAAGAAGUUCGUCCUUUACGUCCUUCUGUCCAUCCCUCUCUUCCUGGAAGACAGUCGUCUGGUGCUCAGUAUAGUCAGUGGUCUACUUUUGAUUCUCCUCUCCACGAUGUACCUCAUCAAGACCUUCCGCAGUCACGUGUCUGUCAAAUACGAAAAAACCGAACAGCGAAUCAUCGCCACCCGCACCCCCAGCAUCCGAAUGAUCACCCACGAGAUAUCCACACAGACGGACACGGACUAUCACAUGACCUCGUACACGGCGACUUCCUCGGAAAUUUCCGAAGAUGGCGGAGCACACAAGAGCAAUUAACUCUAGUUUAUAUUAUUCUACUUUUGUUUUCCUUUCAUCCGGAUAUUAGGCACUAAUACUCAUCCUGUGUUGAUAAGAAUGUUCGUAUAAUGGGAUGCAACUGGGCGGUAUAUUUAUUAACGACACAACAAUUUUAAGAAAUAUGAAAUCGCUAUAUUGUUUCUCUUUUCUUAGUUAGUUACAAAGCUUUGAUACGUUUUUGAAGCUUAACUUUACUCACACCUAUCCCAGUGUAAAUGCAAAAAUUCCAAUACAAUUUAACUUUUGCGUCUUUUAUGUUAGUAUAACAACAAUUUUUGUUCGAGAUUGUGGUUGGGCCUUUAAUGAACAAUACAGUGAAAGUGCUGGUUUUUCUAAUUAAGUUGGGGAAAUUAUUUUAUUUUUACUUUGAGACUCUCGACCUGAAAGAACAAAUACUCAAUGUUAAAGAUUCGGAUAAGUGUUAGAUGUUUAAUCUUACAGGUGCCUUCAUAUAACAACUAUUCCUGCUAUAGCUUCUCGAAUAGCAAAACGUGCCUUUAUAUCCCAACUCUUCCUGCUAUAGAUUCUCGAAUAGCAAAACGUGGCUUCAUAUCCCAAUUAUUCCUGCUAUAGCUUCUCAAAUAGUAAAAUGUGCCUCCAUAUCCCAACUCUUUGCUAUAGCUUCUCAAAUAGCAAAAUGUGCCUCCAUAUCCCAACUCUUUGCUAUAGCUUCUCAAAUAGUAAAAUGUGCCUCCAUAUCCCAACUCUUUGCUAUAGCUUCUCAAAUAGUAAAAUGUGCCUCCAUAUCCCAACUCUAUGUAACUCUAUAGAAUCUCAAAUAGCAAAAUACGUCUGAAUACUAAGGGGGUGGAUAUGAAGUUAUUAUGUGUUAAUGUUUACCUCUCUGCGUACAAAUGAAUGAAGGAGAUUAUUAUAAACUUGAUAGUGUUACUCAGUAGAGUUGGGGGGGGGGGAAGGGUUGUCCCAUGACACGAAACACGCAAAUUUAGCUUCAAAACUAAAAUGUAGUCCUAUAGUCCUCCUCGGAUACGUGGUACAACUACACUAUUACUGCCAACGUAAUUUGAUUGUUUAAUUAUUCUGCACAUCACACUUAUGACUGAGGCACAAAGCGUAUGUGUCAUGAAAAAAGGGGUUAGCACUAUAAAAAAAAUUGGCAUUCCAAUUCUUUUUUUUUUUGUUUGCUUCAACCGUUGUUCUUUUUUAUGUAAAUGUAUAUGUAAAUAAAAAAAAAAUUC
This is a messenger RNA of Physella acuta, 2097 nucleotides long. RefSeq lists its product as uncharacterized. NCBI's taxonomy places the organism in Eukaryota, Metazoa, Mollusca, Gastropoda, Physidae. The record is from RefSeq and is a predicted model, not a curated record.